AUGCACUCACGGCCUCCGUUGUGGUUCCUGCGAUUCCGUUCUUUAUUCAGCAACUGGACAGGGUCUUUUAUCCGUUUUGCAUCCGCUUUUAAACUCGCGGCCGCCGUUGUCCUGAGGGGUGAACAGCCCCCGCACGCCCGGGCGGCGGCAGCGGCAGGCGGACGCGCUCGCCCUUGGGCUCUGCGGGGCUGCGCCGGGAGCGGUGCCCGGGCGGGCUGGGCGCGGGGCUGCGGGCGGCUCCCGGACCGCCCCGGUGCCCGCUCCGAGCGGCCGCUGCCGGGAGCUCCGCAGCACAGCGGGCGGCUCUCGGCCGGGGCUGGCCGCGGCAGCCUGGUUGGGCUCGCAGGGCUGAGCUGUGCCGCAGAGACGGCCGCGGGGAAGCAGCUCGGGGAGUUGGCUGCCAGGAGCAGCGAGCUGCAGCUGCGUGUUGUUUCCUUUCGCACCGGCUUCGGUGGGGGGCAGCUCCGGAAGAUAGAUGCUGUUGAACUGUUAGCAGAACAGUGGGAAAAUUGGCUGAUUCAGUGAAAACCUUUAAUUGCAGUGGCAAAAACAGCUUUGCUCUCUGCUUUCAAGACCACGGGCACUCAACCAGCACCUGCGUUUGGAAUGGGAGGACAGCAAACCUCAAGCUUUGGGCUGUCAAGCUUUCCUGUCAGCAGCAGCAGCACCAGUACCAGUGCCAGCAGUUUUUCCUUUAAAGCCAGUUCCAGCCUCAUCAGUUCAACAUCACCUGGGAGCAGCCCUGCUGCUGGGAGCUCUUCUGCUGCAGCAAAUCCUCCUGCAUUUGGGACAACAUCCUCUCCCAGGGCUCCCCAAUCCGCUGGCUUUGGCAGCGCGGCCGCUCCAUCCGCAGCCUCCUUCUCCUUCAAAGCAGCUGCCACAGCUGGUGGCUUUGGCACUUCUGGCUUUUCAGGCUUUGGCAGUGCUUCUGCUGUGAACUCUGCAAACACCACUGUGCUCCCAGCCUUUGGAGCCUUUAGUGCCCCUGUAGGCUCUUCUGCCUCCCCUUCCAGCAGUGCUGUAUUUGGACAGAGCACCAGUGCCUCUGGACAUGCUGCCACCUCAGCCUCUGCUGCAGCCACCAGCUCAGAGAAGUUAUUCACACCCAAGAGCGAGUUGUCAGCUGAAGAGUGGCAACAGUUUGAAGCAAAGGAGUUCACAAUUGGAAAGAUUCCUCUUAAGCCACCACCACUAGAACUUUUAAAUGCUUUUGAUCUUUUAAAUUGUUGAUUUUUAUUUCCUCUUUCAAUUCUCUUCUGCAGGAAUAAAUGCGAAUGUAUAAACUUUUGAACGUUAUUUUGGGAUGGACUUUCCACAUAUGGGAGAUGAACUGUUGAAACUAAAAUGGAACAUUUUCUUCUAUAUACUGUCCUGUGAAAUUCUGUGCAAAGACUGUAUCAAAAAUAUGGUGUCCAAAGAAAGAAUGUUUCAGUUAGGUAUUUAAAACCUAUUCUUGGAUCUUAUUAUCUCCAAAUGUAUACUCCAUGGGUUGUAGGACUGGCCACAAAAGCUUUUUUUCCCAUUGUCCUAACAAUUGGUAUUGUAACUUUAUUGGUGAGACCUUACUGAUAGUUAUUACUGAAUGUCUGCCUUUGCUUUAUAUCAAAAAUAUGUUGUUUUAUUUGCCAGCUUUACUGAAACUAGAUGAUCUGUGAGGGAUGCUUCCAUACUUUCCUCUAAAAUCCUCCAGCAUCCCAGUGUUUACAUCUUUAAGUUGACCCUUCCUGUCCACAAAUGGCAUGUGGAUUCAGGUCAAAAGGAGGGGCCAUUUCAGACCCCACAACCCCUGCAUGUCCUUUUGCCUUUUCUAGUAUCUUUCUCUUUUCAUCCACAUUAAAGAGGGUUUCAAUAUAGCCUGCAUAUCCCACCAAUUAGGGUUGUGAGUCAGCAUGAUAAUUUCCAAAAGCUGAUACGUUCCUUCAGGAUUCUCUCAUUAUCAACCAACAGAUCAUUUCCAAUUCAAAUAUCAAAAGUAGUAUAAGGACAUGUUCAGAAAAAAACGGCUGAUGCUCUGCCCCCACUGUUUGUCUUACCACUGGUGAGUAUGUCUCUGAGUCCAGCCCACAACAGGACAAAUCCUCACUUCCCAUAUGCUGUUUAUUUUGAUCUGUAUCCUCUUUAUCCAUCUCCACUCUGGUGUUAUAGGGGUGUGGAAUGAAGGGAACUAACAUUCACACAUAAAACCUCAUCCCCUUUUCCAACAUCCACUGAUAGAUAAUAUUAAUCUGCAAUGACACAUUUUCCCCAUACUCCAAUUUAUAAAGUGGCCACCAGUGAUGACAAUAUCUCUUCAUUUUAUCUUUAGUCACUGGAUCUCCCUAAACAUAUUCCAGUUCUUUGGGAUGCAUCCUCAACAGCUAUGGGAAGGACUUGUGGAUUGGCAUGUUCCCAUCAUUAAAUUUAAUAACAUUCAAGUUACCCAAUUCCUUUACCCUUAGGUUCAGACUUUCAGUAGUUACACAACUUCAGUCCCUCGGAUUGAUUACACUGAUAAACAACAAUUGCAAUUACAACUGAAUUCUAUUCCCCUUUUU
Messenger RNA from Oenanthe melanoleuca, 2534 nucleotides. Its product is annotated as nucleoporin NUP42-like. The record is from RefSeq and is a predicted model, not a curated record. Gene Ontology annotation, molecular function: nuclear export signal receptor activity. Lineage: Eukaryota; Metazoa; Chordata; Aves; Passeriformes; Muscicapidae. Gene Ontology annotation, cellular component: nuclear envelope. The transcript is spliced from 5 exons.